Mucor mucedo is the source of this 835-nucleotide messenger RNA. RefSeq names its product cyclin-domain-containing protein. Gene Ontology annotation, molecular function: protein kinase binding; cyclin-dependent protein serine/threonine kinase regulator activity. Gene Ontology annotation, cellular component: cyclin-dependent protein kinase holoenzyme complex; nucleus. The record is from RefSeq and is a predicted model, not a curated record. The transcript is spliced from 2 exons. Lineage: Eukaryota; Fungi; Mucoromycota; Mucoromycetes; Mucorales; Mucoraceae. Gene Ontology annotation, biological process: regulation of cyclin-dependent protein serine/threonine kinase activity. The coding region runs from base 71 to 763 and encodes 230 amino acids.
GAGGGAUUAAAUUAAAUAUAAAUUUUUUUCCCUUUUUUUUUUUCUUAUUCUUUCCUUCUUUUUACAUGCAAUGAAAGGGUACAUUAUGGAUAUUGCCGAGUUUCCAACGCAAGACUUGAUAAAGAUUGUAUCUGACUUGCUGGAAUCCAUGUUGAAAGCCAAUAACCAGAUACCUAAUACGCAAAUUACAUACUUUCAUUCCCGAGCAGUACCCAGCAUCACAGUGCUCACCUAUUUAACAAGGAUACACAAGUUUGCACCCUUCACCAAUGAAGCACUCUUGUCCAUAUUGAUUUAUUUUGAUGCCAUUGCCAAACUAGAGAACGGCUUCACAAUCAAUUCGUAUAAUAUACAUCGACUCUUAAUUACUAGUAUUGUUGUUGCUUCCAAGUUUACAUCUGAUAUCUUUUAUGCCAACAGUCGAUAUGCCAAAGUGGGUGGAAUACCUCUGCGUGAAUUAAAUCAAUUGGAAUUAGAAUUUCUGUUUCUUAUUGAUUUUCAGUUACAUGUAACAUUGGAGAACCUUCAAGCUUAUGCAGAUCAAUUGUUAUCACACGCAAUGUCACUACCAAACCCAAUCACUCUACAACAAAAUACAAUCAUUCAUCAUUACAUACAUCAUCCUAAUCCUAAUAUAUCCAUCGUCGCACCCUUGACUCCACCUUAUAAUCCAACACCGAUAACCAUGAAAAGAAAAUCAUCUUAUCAGCCUCAUACAACCAAAAAGAGACGACUGGGCUUGGUCUCUCCCAAGGAAGAUUAACCCUCUCCUCUCCUUGUAAAUAUACACUUUAAAGUACAUAAUAAAGAAAAAUAUAUACACAUUUUUUGUUAU